AUGACGGUCAGUCUAGUGAUGCAGAACCGCCGGAGCAAAGUCUCGGGGAAACCGCCACUGCGUUUGCCCAUCAUCGCCCCUAAGGAAGAUCUGUUUGCAGAGCUUGCUAAAUCUGAUAAACUCAUCGCGCCACCACGCAUUCGCCUGCCUCCCCGGUCUCGGACGGGUUGCUGGACAUGUCGAAGUCGAAAGGUCAAAUGUGAUGAAGGACAUCCACAAUGCAAUCAAUGUACCCGUCUGGGUCACACUUGCGAUUACCGCCCUCGCUUGGCGUUUCGCGAUGACACCCCCCGCAUUAUGGGCCGCAUGGCCGAUGUUAAGACAAACGGCCACGUCGUGUGGGAUCUUACCUCACCAAGUUCUGUCGACGAGAGAACCGACUAUUUCUCUCUCGGGGAUUCUCUGCCAGCCUUUUCUACCCUCACUUCCGAUGAGGACAGGGAAAGAAAGGCAGAGGCCUUUAGUCCGGGCACUUACCAUGUUGUCAUGACUCCAGACAGUUUCUCGUCUCUGCCUGAAUAUGCAGAUGAUGAGAAAUCAAGAUCCAAGCCAGCGAGCGAGUGUAGAAGCUCUGCAGCCAACAGUCCCACGUCAAUUGUUCGCAGUGAAUGCAGUGCGAGAGAAGAUCCAAAUGUUGUCAUCCUAAAGACCUUUGAAGAUGCCACUCGCCGCUCACCGUCAAACGGCAAGCUGUUUAAGUUCUCGCCCACCUCGGAGAUUUCAGAUCCAUUCUGCAACCUGUCUCUUUCGCCCAUCUUCCCCUCUAUUCCCUCGCCAGGCAUUAAAAUUGAGGAGAUUCCAAGUUUGGACCCACGUCUUGAUCAGCAGGCUCAAGACUCUACCCUAUUCUCACAUUUUCGUCAUGUCGUAUGGCGACAACUGUUUCCUCACGACCACAGCCUUGAUGAUUCGUCUGGAUCUGAUAGCCACUUCAUGACCCUCAGCGUAGAUUUCCUCGAGCAGGAAGCCACGCAUUUCCCUCCUCUCUCACACGCUAUGAUGGCUGUAUCGGCCCUUAGUCUCUCACACAGCGGCACAGGUCACAGUGUCGAUGCCUUACAAUACUACCAGCAGGCAUUCCCUUCACUCCAAAGCAGCCUCCGGAACAACGACGAUCUCGUUUCCGACGGAUUGUUCCUCACCCACUUCCUUCUUCUUAUCUACGAGAUUGCAGCUGCUGAGCCACAUGGCUCAAAUCUUUGGUCACAUCACAUCUCUCGUCUGCUUCACAUUGCUUUCCUACGACGAGACAAGUACGGCCAGGAACCUCACCCUUUCAUCCUUUGGUGGGUAUCUCACAUCGAUCUGUAUGCCCUCUUCAGUGGGGCAGGCACAGGAGAGUUUGUCCGCGCCGUCAUCGACCACCAGAUGCUCCCAGGAUCAGAAUCACUCCUUUAUCCAAAUGCCCCAGAGGGCUACAGUGUAAUAUACGCCGACGAGCAUGACAGCUUACCCGUCAUAAUGCGUCUAUACCAUGACACAUUCCGACUAGCUGCCCAACUUGGCUUCUUAGCCACCCGAGUUCGUCAUGAUAAGCAGAAUCUGCCCUAUGCCGAGUUCAACCCGCGAUCACAAGAGAUAAGUGACAUUCGCCAGGCGCUCAGCAGAUUAUGGGAAUCUCCCGAUGUUGCAUUCCUCCACCAACAUCAAAAUAGCCUCCCCCGUCGGUCUAGGGAAUUCAUGCAACAAUCAGCGACACUAUAUCACACUUGUCAACUCUUCUCCUAUAGCAGCAUGUGGCCUCGCCAGCGUGUUGAGUCAGAAUACUCCUCCGACGGAGAAAUUGACCAUCAUGCAGGCGAGAUCUUACGACUGGCCGAGCGAACCACACAUACUCGCCGCGCCGAUCGCCACUUUUUGGUGUUCCCAUUAUUUUUGGCUGGUGCUACGGCUUCAGCCAGUGGCAUCAAGAUGAUGGCAAUGGAAUUAAUGACUAGCAUGGAGGACGAGGAAGAUGGCAUGGGUCGCAAUGCUGCGACUACUCGUGCCAUUCUGCAGAUUGUCUACGAGCGCCAGUUGGAACGCCUGAUGCAUGUCGGGCACACCUUUGAUGUGGAUUGGGCUGAUUUGAUGGCCCAUGAUGGUCUCCAGAUGGUCAAUUUCGGAUUUUAA
Molecule: messenger RNA, 2112 nt
Organism: Penicillium salamii
Lineage: Eukaryota; Fungi; Ascomycota; Eurotiomycetes; Eurotiales; Aspergillaceae
Source: the annotation of a GenBank genome assembly